Molecule: messenger RNA, 1707 nt
Organism: Spirometra erinaceieuropaei
Lineage: Eukaryota; Metazoa; Platyhelminthes; Cestoda; Diphyllobothriidea; Diphyllobothriidae
Source: the annotation of a GenBank genome assembly
AUGCGCGGCUCGGCGUCCCCCACUCCGAAUGGCUACAGACGACAAGAGUCUCCUAGAUCAAGAGGCCGCAGCAGGUCUCGGUCAAGGUUUGAUCUGUUAAAACAUGUUGACCCUCGUCUUUCAGGUCCAUAAGUCCGAAGGGUUCCCGCAGGCGGCGCAGCAGCAGCCGGGAUAGGUCACGUCGCUCUGGGUAUGUUCUUGCAUGAUAAAAUGUCUUGCUACCAUAGUUCGGAUUUUUUUGCCCCUACCAUAGUGUUUGUAGGCGUUUUGACUCCAUAUAGCACUUGUUUUCUAGUCCUUUCCCGAGGUCUAGGGUUUUGCUGGUUUACGAGGGCCUCACUAUUCGUUCCCACUAUGCCGACACGUUCGGUUAAUUCUUAUCUAGCUGUCUGCCUCUUUGUCUUGGACCACAAGGCAAAACUGUAUGGUCGGAGGACGGAGUAAACUGCAUUCGAUUCCCGUUUAUGUGCAGUGCCUAUUUGUAAGUUUAGUCAGAUAUCACCCGGAUGGUAUUCAUCUGACUUCGAGGUUGGGCGUCCAUGCACUAACCACACUUUCCGGCAAGCUCGCAGUACUCUGCCAGCCUGUUGCCCAUUCUCCAUCAUCCAGGGAUGCCCCUGCCUUUCUACUUUUUGGUCCGUCUUGUGUGUCAGGUCCGUUGGUAGAUGUCACUAUCCUCCACUCAUGGACGUGGUGAGAAGUAGAGGUUCUGGCCUAUUUUAACCCAAGUGCACCUUCAGUCAUGGCGGAUCUCCACCAUAGUCCGCCUCCGAUCGCGCCUACAACAGCCGCCCUUGUCUCCGGCCUCGACGUCCUACCAAGCAGUCGAGCCCUAGGCCUUCCAAACCACGAUGCAGUUGGUUGAGAGCAGCUAACGUGCUGGAAAUGACCAUUCCGGUCUCCCUCACUUAUCAGUAGUUCUACUAAAUCGCAUGUCGCCAUGCGACAGCCUGCUGGGGUUUCGUGGUAGUAUUCCACGACAAAGCGGAACGGGCGCUCUUAACUCAAACCAAUGAGAUACUACUUCUCAUGGAUUUCCACUCCAACCCUCUCUAAAGUGAUUGAGGCAACAAAGUCCAUGUCCAGUUAGUUGCCGCGCACUGGUCAGGAUUCAUUUUGCAUUUUGUGCGCCCAGUACCCGAGCAAACGGACCACAAUGGAGAUUGUUCCCGUUUCUUACCCGAACUAAUAACUGUACAUUCCUCUUGUAGAGGCUAUAACAGCAGUUAUGGCUACCGUCGAUCGCGUGAUAACCUGAGAGACAACCCAACCCCCUCCCGAUGCCUGGGUGUCUUUGGUCUGUCACUUAACACCCAGGAGCGGGACAUAUAUGACGUCUUUUCUCGCUAUGGUGAAGUGGAGGACGUGUGCAUCGUUUAUGAUAACUACACCGGUAAGUUGUCAUUUAUCCUUCAUACUGUAGGUCGCUCGCGGGGUUUUGGAUUUUUGUACUUCAGGCACCUGUCCGAUGCAAAGGAGGCCAAAAACGAUGCCCAUGGCCUGGAAAUCGAUGGGCGUCCAAUAAGAGUCGAUUACAGCAUUACGGAACGUGCGCAUUCGCCUACCCCGGGUGUUUACAUGGGCAGGCCCACAAGGUAACCAAACAUUGUUUUCUUAAAACCUCCCGACAGGCGUUUUGGUGGCCGUCGCCGAACCCCUUCUCCUCGGCAUCGGUAUUCUCGUUCACGCUCCAGGAGUUAUAACUGA